Apaloderma vittatum (bar-tailed trogon) is the source of this 972-nucleotide messenger RNA. RefSeq names its product olfactory receptor 14A16-like. Gene Ontology annotation, molecular function: G protein-coupled receptor activity; olfactory receptor activity. Gene Ontology annotation, biological process: G protein-coupled receptor signaling pathway. The coding region runs from base 1 to 972 and encodes 323 amino acids. Gene Ontology annotation, cellular component: membrane. The record is from RefSeq and is a predicted model, not a curated record. Lineage: Eukaryota; Metazoa; Chordata; Aves; Trogoniformes; Trogonidae. The transcript has a single exon.
AUGUCCAACAGCAGCUCUAUCACCCAGUUCCUGCUCCUGCCAUUCGCAAACACGCGGGAUCUGCAGCUCUUGCACUUCUGGCUCUUCCUGGGCAUCUACCUGGCUGCCCUUCUGGGCAACGGCCUCAUCAUCACCACCAUUGCCUGGCACCACCACCUCCACACCCCCAUGUACUUCUUCCUCCUCAACCUCUCCGUCCUUGACCUGGGCUUCAUUUCUACCACUGUUCCCAAAGCCAUGGCCAAUUCCCUUUGGGACACCAGGGUCAUCUCCUACAGUGGAUGUGCUUCUCAGGUUUUUUUCUUUUUUGUUCUGAUGUCAGCAGAGUUUUAUCUUCUAACCAUCAUGGCCUAUGACCGCUACGUGGCCAUCUGCCAACCCCUGCACUACGGGACCCUCUUGGGCAGCAGAGCUUGUGCCCACAUGGCAGCAGCUGCCUGGGCCAGUGGGUUUCUCACUGCUCUCCUGCACACGGCCAGUACAUUUUCACUGCCCCUCUGCCAGGGCAAUGCUGUUGGACAGAUCUUCUGUGAAAUCCCACAGAUCCUCAAGCUCUCCUGCUCACACGCCUACAUCAGGGAAGUUGGGCUGAUUGUGGUUAGUGUCUGUGUAGCAUUUGGAUGUUUCGUUUUCAUCGUACUGUCCUAUGUACAGAUUCUCAGGGCUGUGCUGAGGAUCCCCUCGGAGCAGGGACGGCAUAAAGCCUUUUCCAUGUGCCUCCCUCACCUGGCUGUGGUCUCCCUGCUUAUCAGCACUGGCAUUUUUGCCUACCUGAAGCCCCCCUCCCUCUCCUCCCCAUCCCUGGACCUGGUGGUGUCAGUUUUGUACUCGGUGGUGCCUCCAACAGUGAACCCCCUCAUCUACAGCCUGAGGAACCAGGAGCUCAAAGAUGCAGUUCGAAAACUGGUGACUACAUGUUAUUUUAGACACAACGUAGUGUCCACCUUCUGCAACAUAUCAUUUGUCACAUAA